This is a messenger RNA of Caenorhabditis remanei, 705 nucleotides long. RefSeq lists its product as uncharacterized. Lineage: Eukaryota; Metazoa; Nematoda; Chromadorea; Rhabditida; Rhabditidae. Bases 1 to 705 code for a protein of 234 amino acids. The transcript is spliced from 3 exons. The record is from RefSeq and is a predicted model, not a curated record.
AUGCGAUCCGCGAUUCCUGGGUACAUUGUGGUUCCUCCAGAAAGAACUGUGUUGGCGUACAACGGUGGUGGUGAAGGAGUAUCCGCGCUCGGUGAGAAUCUUCAUGAGAUAAUCAGUGAGGUCACGUCCGGCCAAGUCGAGACGGAGGAUGGCGUGUGGGAGAGCAUAUCCUUCGUAGAUUGGGACCGUGUGGGUGACACCAUCUCCGGAGUCGAGAACGAUUCCGGUGGUACGUCCGGAAGCGUAGAGGGAGAGAACAGCUUGGAUAGCAACAUACAUGGCUGGGGUGUUGAAGGUCUCAAACAUGAUUUGAGUCAUCUUUUCACGAUUGGCCUUUGGGUUCAAUGGAGCUUCGGUGAGGAGGACUGGGUGCUCUUCUGGGGCCACACGGAGCUCAUUGUAGAAGGUGUGGUGCCAGAUCUUCUCCAUAUCGUCCCAAUUUGUGACGAUUCCGUGCUCGAUUGGCUUUCUGAAAUCAUUACCUCUCUUGGACUGGGCCUCAUCUCCGACGUACGAGUCCUUCUGUCCCAUACCGACCAUGACUCCUUGAUGACGUGGUCGUCCGACGAUGGAGGGGAACACGGCACGUGGAGCAUCAUCUCCGGCGAAACCGGCUUUGCACAUACCGGAGCCAUUGUCUACAACGAGGGCGGCAACAUCAUCGUCACACAUCUUUUAUUAGUUGUGGAGGAACUUGGCCUGUAA